CUUCCCUCUCUGAGGAUGUCUUGUGUACUUCUUCUGUCGUAUUCAUGGGCUUUGGAUUUUUCACGACAGUAAUUAGAGCUAAAAUUGGUAAAUCCUCUGUAUAGUACAGGGGUUCUCAAACAGGAGAUCAGGACCCCUCAGGGGGCACGACGAGGUUAUUACACGGAGAGUCACAAGCUGCAGCCACCACCCCAAACCCUGCUUUUUCUCUGGCAUUUAUAAUGAUGUUAAAUAUAUAAAAAUGUGUUUUUAAUUUGUAAGGGGGUCGCACUCAGAGGUUUGCUAUGUGAAAGGAGUCACCAGUAUGAAAGUUUGAGAACCACUGGUAUAGUAUAUCUCUCACUUUCUCAAUCUCCAUAGCAUAAACGAAUUUUUCGACGUAUCUGAGCAUAUUCUGUAUUGUAUUUCUAGGAGAUUCAGUUAGCUGAGAGUCAAGUACCCAUUUCUGUGUUAGUCAUGCAUUGCGGAAAUGUAACAAAAAGAUAUUUGUAGGUGUAUUGCUUUCUGUUGCAGAAUGUUAAGUAUAAGACACAUACGAAGGAUAUGUUUAAAUUAGACGUAAUUUAAUCCAUAAACUGCUUCCCACAAACUGAGGACAGCAGGACACUAACUUCUCACCAGGACAUAGCCCCAGACCUUGGCGGUGGAAUCACCCUCCCCCCUUUCCCCAUCCUCCUUGUGAAGUUAGUGUAAAUUCUAUUAACUUUUUUGUUAAUUAACUUUGAACAGUUAUCCAUUGCUGUAUGCUAUGAGAAUUGGGAAUAAGUAGUAAGAGUUCUGUUUAAAAAUUUGUUUUCUUUUUCCAGAUUUUAAAUAGUAUUGAAACUCGUAAAUGAUUAGUGACGCCAUAGAAACCACACAAUGUCAACAAAAAGAUCCAGUAGAUUUGUUUCAUUCCGGGCACUUUGUAAAAAUAUGUGCCCCUAUGGUCCGAUAUUCAAAGUUGGCUUUCAGAACUUUGGUCAGGAAAUACAGCUGUGAUUUGUGUUAUACACCAAUGAUAAUUGCUGCAGAUUUUGUCAAAUCUGUGAAAGCUAGAGACAGUGAAUUCACAACAAGCAAAGGUGAUCGCCCACUGAUUGUUCAGUUUGCUGCUAAUGAAGCACAGGUUUUAUCUGAUGCUGCCCGUAUCGUCUGUCCUUUUGCAGAUGGAAUAGAUCUAAAUUGCGGCUGUCCUCAGAGAUGGGCAAUGGCAGAAGGUUAUGGUGCUUGUUUAAUAAAUAAACCAGAGCUGGUUCAAGAUAUGGUGAGACACGUAAGAAAUCAAGUAGAGAACCCCAGAUUUUCAGUAUCUAUUAAGAUAAGAAUCCAUGAUGACCUAAAGAGAACUGUAGAUCUCUGCCGAAAAGCUGAAGCAACUGGAGUUUCCUGGAUUACAGUUCAUGGGAGAAAUGUAGAAGAACGACAUCAGCCAGUACACUAUGAUGCAAUUAAAAUAAUUAAACAAAAUAUGUCUAUACCUAUUGUAGCUAAUGGAGAUGUUAAAACUUUAAAAGAUGCCGAGAAUAUUCAUCAUAUGACAGGGACAGAUGGUGUAAUGGUUGCUAGGGGGCUCUUAGCCAAUCCAGCCAUGUUUGCAGGAUAUGAAGAGACACCUUUGAAGUGCAUCCAGGACUGGGUUGACAUUGCUCUUGAACAUGGGACUCCUUUUACGUGCUUUCAUCAUCAUUUAAUGUACAUGAUGGAACGGAUAACUUCAAAACAGGAAAAAAGGGUUUUUAAUGUUUUAUCAAGCACCUCAGCGGUUCUGGACUACCUUAAUGACCACUAUGGGGUGUAAUAGCUUUUAAAGUAUUUUAAUCAUGUGAAUAUUGCAUUUUAUAUUUUAGAGUUGCGGGUACUUUGUUAUAGUGGUAGGUUUCCCCACACUUAUAUUUAUUAGUCAAAAUCACAGUGCACUGAAAGAUCUCAUGCAGUGUAACAUUACUGGACAUUUCUGAACUGAUCAUAUUAUAUUUUUAUAUUAACAUUAUUUUCAACUCAGAAAAUAUUCAUGACUUGAAAAUAGCUUUUAUAUAUGUAUGGUAAUGCAUUGCCAUACACAGGAAUGUGAUGCUUUAAGCAAAGUGUCUUAUGAGAAAAUAAAUUAUAUAUGCAGUACCAAAGUGCUUUCAAAGAUCAUUCCCAAUGCUGCUACCCUUACUCAUGUGAGUAGAAGGGCCGCAGGAACAGGCCCAAAGGGUAUUAAACAGAAUUAUAUUGAAUUGUUCCCUUAACUGAGAAAAGCUCAACUGAGAAGCCCUGCUAGUGUUUAUCUAAAGUGAAAAUUCAGUAUUUAAGUUUUGGUUUUAAUUAUGUGGGCCCCUAAAUCACAGAAGAGAAGGGCUUCACGCCACUGCCCCUCUUUAGGUUCAGGUGUCCCAUUUGCUGCUCUGAAGGCCUGAAAUCCCUUAAACUGAUGUUGAACUUAGAGUUCCAGAUUUUCCUAGCCAAGUGGAAGAAAAUUAAUAUAUUAAAUUAUAGUUUUCCACUCCAUUAAUUUUCAAGUGGAAGCUCUGUCUGCUUAAUGUUAAGUGUUACUAUAAGUCCAGAAUGAAAUUGUUUUGGUAACUAAAGUCUCAAAUCAGACCUUGAAUCAGUGCUUGAAAUUAAGCAUGUGCUUGUUUUGUCCCCUUCACUUCAAAAUAGGACUUCACUUCUGUGCUUGAAGUUAUACACGUGUUUAGGUACCUUGCAGACUUGGGGCACAAAACUUAAAAAGAUUUGUUCAACAUGCAUUAUGUACAGGAUAUGUUCCUAAGAUCAAGUGGGUGAGGUGAUAUCUUUUAUUGAACCAACUUCUGUUGGUGAGAGGUAAGAUGCUGAGCUUACACAGAGCUCUUCAAGACUGGGAAAGGCACUCAGGCCAGGUCUACUCUACAGACCUAUCUCAAUAGAACUACAUUGCUCUUGUGUGAAAAAUCCACAUUCCUGAGCAACGUAGUUCUAUCAACCUAACCUACUGUGUAGACUGCGCUAUGUCAGCAGGAGAGCUUCUCCCAUUGACAUAGCUACCACCUCUCAAAGAGAUGGAUUAACUACAAAACCCUUCCAUUGGCUUAGGAGUGUCUUCACCAACACCAGCUCCUCAGAAUGUUACAGCUAAAUACAAGGUGGAACAGCUAAGGAGUUAACUCAUCUUGCAAGAGACCCUGAAGGUGAAUUGGGUAGGUAUCACCUCUACAACCAUAGGAUAAAAGAGGUGUUAGUAGGUUCCAGACUUUUGUAAUGAGCCAUGGAUUCAGUGUCUUCCUUAAGUAUAGUAACUCUUCACUUAGUCAUCCCGGUUAACGUUGUUUCAUUGUUACGUUGCUUAUCAAUUAGAGAACAUUCUAGUUUAAAGUUACACAAUGCUCCCCUAAUAACUUUGUUUGGCAGCUGCCUGCUUUAUCCACUGCUUGCAGAAAGAGCAGCCCUUUGGAGCUAGCUGGUGGGGGCUUGGAACCAGGGUGGACCAGCAGCCCUCCCUAUCAGCUCCUCGCUCCUCUAAGUUCCUGUGUGGCAGCUGCCCAGCAGGCUAUUAAUUGCCAGCAGUUCAGCUGUCCCUCCCGCCACUGCCAUGUGCUGCUCCUGUCCUCUGCCUUGGAGAUGCUCCUGGAGCCUCCUGCAGGGUGUGUCCCUCUGGCUCUGUCUGCCAUGCUGUCUCCCCUCCCUCCAUUUGUGCUGCCUUGUAGAGUGUGAGGCUACAUUAACAAAAAUGUGUUAACCCUUGAGGACUCAGCUGAAUACUAGUUCAUCAUUUAGCAGUAAGGCAUUCCCUGGGAAGUAUCCCACCCUCUGACUUCACCACCUCAAUCAAGCUUCACAAUCAUCAUUGCUGUGUACAGUAUUAAAUUGUUUAAAAUUUAUACUGUAUAUGUGUGUGUGUAUAUAUAUAUAUUUUUUUUUCCCACCAGACAAAAGACUAUAUAUGGGUAUAUAUAUAUAUGUAGUCUUUUGUCUGGUGAAAAAAAAUUCCCUGGAUCCUAACCUCCCCCCCAUCCCCCCAUUUAUAUUAAUUCUUAUAGGUAAAUUGGAUUCGCUUAACGUUUCACUUAGUCACAUUUUUCAGGAACAUAACUACAACAUUAAGCGAGGAGUUACUGUACAUCAUUUUUGGUGUCUAGCAGUUAUGAAUUUAAGUUCCCAAGCUUGUCUUUUGAAAGUGUUGUGCAGGUUUCCUUUGAGGAUGAGGACAGAGAAGUCCGUUAUGGAGUGAUUAUUUUGUGAAAAGCGUUCACCCACCCCAAACACAUCACCAAACUCAACCAUUUAAUCCUCACCCAUAACAAUUUUACAUUCAACAACAAAUAAUUUAUCCAAACCAUGGAAACAGCCAUGAGUACUGGGAUGGUUCCCCAAUACAUCAGCCUUUUCAUGACUACCUUAAGGAAGAAUUUCUGGACAAAUGCACUACAAAAUCAAUGAUAUACCUGAGAUAUAUUGAUAAUAUUUUCAUUUGCUGGACAGAUGACCAGAAGAGCUCUGUGUAAGCUCAAAAGCUUGUCUCUUUUACCCACAGAAGUUGAGCCAAUAUAUUAUUUUUUCAUCCACCUUGUUUCUCUAAUAUCCUGGGACCAACAAGGCUACAACAACACCCUAACAAUAUAUGUUACUGUACAGUGUAUAAUAAUGACAUGACAGAAUGUAACUGGGCAUAGCAGGGCCCCCUUUGCUCCUGUCUCUGUUCUGCUUCAAAAACCAUUCAGAGACCUUGUGGUUUAGCAAUCACUGGUGCAGUUUAUUUACAGCGUGCAAUCGCACCACACACAGAUUGGGGUUUUCAGCCUUAAGGACUCAGUUUCUACAGCCAAGCCACUCUUACUCUCCUUCCGCUCUCUGACUUCCCCCUUUCCAUCUGUUCCCAUCGCUUCUUUCCUCUGAGCAGUUUAUGCAGCCCCAGGCUAGCAGUUAUUUCGCCUUUGCCAAUUAGGCAUAGGUUUCUAUAGCCAGCUCCAAUCUACCUCUCAUAAUUGGAGCUGGCGUGACAGAGGAUUAGCUCAGCAGUUCAUGCCCAGCACCCUGUCACAUAGAAAUAGGAUAAAAUCAGUGCAGGUAAGAAACAGUCUUUCUUCUGAAUUACAUCCAAAAAAAAAAGUUAGAAAACAUUUAAACCUGGUUCUCUCAGCCAGAUUUUAACAAUCUUGUCCUUUGUUCACCCAAACCAUGAUUGUCACUACGCACUGUGUAUUUCAUAAGCAAAAGGUAGUGAAAAUUAGAGCAAGGUAGUAACAUUCUACACUUGCUACAAAUUUGAGUCCAAUAUAAUAAAGAUUUUGAACAAAAAUCAUGUUUCAUAUGGUGUAUGUUUAUACAGAAAUUCAUGCCAGUAAGUGGUAAAUUAUAAUGAAUUGGGAGUUUGUUGACUCUCAUACCUCUGGAUAUAAUUACCGGUAAAUAGAAAAUAUUUUCUAAUUGUCUGAAUCAUAUAUGUAAUAAUUUUGUAAGUGAUUGGACUUGAUUAACUUUUUUAUUAAAUACUUCAUAAACUGUU
Messenger RNA from Gopherus flavomarginatus (Mexican gopher tortoise), 5452 nucleotides. RefSeq names its product dihydrouridine synthase 4 like (gene DUS4L). Lineage: Eukaryota; Metazoa; Chordata; Testudines; Testudinidae. The transcript has 6 exons. The coding region runs from base 833 to 1780 and encodes 315 amino acids. The record is from RefSeq and is a predicted model, not a curated record. Gene Ontology annotation, biological process: tRNA processing. Gene Ontology annotation, molecular function: tRNA dihydrouridine synthase activity; flavin adenine dinucleotide binding.